GUUGAGUAUGGCCGAAGAUCCUCUCUACUGUCUCUGGUAUGGCUCCAGAUUUGGGAAAUAUCUGUAGCUGAACUGAUUAUAUACCAAAGAUGGAAGCUAACAGAACAUAAAGCUCCAGGACAGCUACAGCUUUUUAGCCUUUUGGUGUCUCUUCGGUUUAGACGAAUACCCUGCUGUGAUGGCAUCAGAGGAUGAUGUCAGUCUGCUGGUCAUCGUCGUGGAUGUAAAUCCGAUAUGGUGGGGCCAGCAAGCUCAGCGUGAGCCAGAGUUCACGCUGUCCAAGUGUCUGGAUGCUGUCAUGGUGGUGGGGAACUCCCAUAUGGCCAUGACCAGGACAAACAAGCUGGCUGUCAUCGCAAGCCAUUGUCAAGACAGUCACUUCCUGUUUCCCAGUAAAAGCUGGAGAGCUGGGGACAGCGGUGGAGAUGAUGCAUCCUCCAGCGGGGAUGGAAAGUAUGAACUCCUGUCAGUCGCCAACAACCUUAUUGCCGAAGAGAUCAGGAAUGUUAUGUCGAAAACUGAAGUGAGGGGGAAUUCAACAGAUACUCUGUUGGCUGGAUCCCUUGCCAAAGCUCUCUGCUAUAUUCACAGGGUCUCAAAAGAGCUCGAUGUUGCGCAGGAGAUGAAAUCAAGAAUAUUGGUGAUAAAAGCAGCUGAGGACUGUGCCCUCCAGUACAUGAACUUCAUGAAUGUGAUUUUUGCUGCCCAAAAGCAGAACAUCCUGAUAGACGCCUGUGUGUUGGACUCGGACUCGGGUCUCCUUCAGCAGGCUUGCGACAUAACUGGAGGAUUGUACCUCAAGAUACCACAGAAAAUUGCUCUGGCACAAUACCUUUUAUGGGUGUUCCUGCCUGACUUGGAGCAGCGUUCACAGCUCGUGCUGCCACCGCCUGCACAUGUGGACUACAGAGCUGCAUGUUUCUGUCAUCGUAACCUCAUUGAGAUUGGUUAUGUGUGCUCAGUUUGUCUGUCAAUAUUCUGCAACUUCAGCCCCAUUUGUACAACUUGCGAGACUGCCUUUAAAAUCCAACUACCACAGAUGGUCAAGCCCAAAAAGAAGAAACUCAAGCAACCUACAUGAUUUUUUUGCUGGGAUUACACUAAUCUAGUCUUUUUUUGAUAUUAAGAUUAUACCAUUUUGCUUGGUAUAAAUUUGUAAAAAGCUUCAAGAAACGCCUUUGAGGCACAACAGCCAUAUGAACAUGUUAACUUGGCUAAAAUUGGCUGUCUUUACAUGUACAUUGAGGCUGUUUUCAAAAGAAUACUUGAUAACUCCAGUCUCAUCUCAAGUUUACCCCAACCUGACAAAUAUUUCUUAUUUGUGGAAAUAAUUGUUUCCCCCCUCCAUAAAACAUGCAGUCAAACAUUUGGCCCAAGUAUAUUCACAAGUCUAAACUGAUGUGAUUGCUUUGUUCAUAUUGAUAGAAACAACUGGCACUAAACUUUUAGCAGUUGAUGAUGUUGGGUAAAGAUAAUUUUCUCAGCCUAUAUGUAAAUUGAGUUAAUGCUUUGGAAAAAAAGCAACUUUGGACAGUU
Seriola dumerili (greater amberjack) is the source of this 1536-nucleotide messenger RNA. It is a transcript of the gene gtf2h3, whose product is annotated as general transcription factor IIH subunit 3. The coding region runs from base 179 to 1081 and encodes 300 amino acids. Gene Ontology annotation, biological process: nucleotide-excision repair; regulation of DNA-templated transcription. NCBI's taxonomy places the organism in Eukaryota, Metazoa, Chordata, Actinopteri, Carangiformes, Carangidae. Gene Ontology annotation, cellular component: transcription factor TFIIH holo complex; transcription factor TFIIH core complex. The record is from RefSeq and is a predicted model, not a curated record. The transcript is spliced from 14 exons.